AUGUCUACUUGGCGAAAAAGAUUUUCAAGAAGAUCACAAAGAUUAAAUGAACCUAAUGAAAUUCUUUUAAAUAAUACAUUAAAAUAUCGUAAAAAAUUACAAACAGCAAUUACACAAAUAAAUCGAACGAAAAAAUCUUCACAACAAAAUCUCGAUAGUCCUGAUUCAUCAAUACAUGUUGCACGAUUGAUAAAUGAUAUUGGACAAUUGUCAGAUUGUAAAUCUCUUCAAGAAAUCAGUAGUCUAAUUGAUUCAUUAGCCAUGCGACAACAAUUAUCAUUACGAAUAUAUAAUGAAUAUGCAAUGAAUUCACUACAGCAAUCAUUACAAAAAUUAAAUAAUAAUCUUUCAAAUGAUUUUGAUAAAACAAAAUCUGUAUUUGAAGAAUCUAUUACAAAUCAUUGUUCUGAUCAUACAAAAAAACAAUUAUUCAAUAAAGUUCAAACUGAAUGGCAUAAACAUCAAAAAUUAGCUACAAGAGAAUUGAAACAUGGUUUAUCAUCUUAUUGUGAUAUUGGUUUGUAUAAUCUUCGAAUUCAAACAGCUAUACUUGAAAAACUUCAAAAUUUUAUUGAUGAAUUACCUCAUGAUGGAACUGAUACAAAUACAAGUCUACCAGAUUUUGCUAAUAGAAGUUCACAAGCACGAAAAGAUAUUGAUACAAUGCUACGUAUUAUGCUUGAUACAGCACCAAAUGAUUCAUCUUUACUACCUAAUGUAAAGCGACCAAAAUUCCUUACUAAUCAAUUACCUCUGUCAAGUACACUUUAUUCACCUGAAAUUACUGAAGCAGCUGCUCGUUCACAUGGACAAUCAUUACGACAACAAAAUGCACAAGUUAUUCCACAAUAUCCUUCGAUACCACCUCCUUCAGCAUCAGCAAUGGCUAGUGCUCAAACACCUCAACAUGAAUCAGUAAUGAUGACACCUAUUACUCCACAUAACAAUCAAUUUCAAAACUUAACCAAUGAUGAUCAUUUACCUUCAUAUACUGAUCUAUUCGUUGUACCAAGUAGUUGUAAACAGACACGUAUACAACGACGAAGUCCACGUAUAAACAGUUAA
This is a messenger RNA of Adineta steineri, 1065 nucleotides long. Lineage: Eukaryota; Metazoa; Rotifera; Eurotatoria; Adinetida; Adinetidae. The record is from the annotation of a GenBank genome assembly.